AGUACAGGGAAGGCUCGGAGAAUGUUAGACAUCAGCUCGCCACCUAAAGAUAUAUCUUCCUGGAACAACAGGCAGAGAAAGAAGAUGGCCUUGAGCCCCUCGCUCUCCUCUGAGAAUGAUGUUAGAGAAAACCAGCAAAAGAUCACCCGGGUCCUUUCAAACAGCCAGCAGGACGACCUGCCUAUACAAACUUUUUUGGCAACUCCAACGCCCAGUGAUUGGUCUUUUACAACUAAAGACCUCAUACACUGGAAAGAGGAUUCGUCCUCAACCCCGAACCUGGCUUCUGAAAUAGCGAGGGUAGAGAUUGAGGAACUGGAAAGAGCUUUACAACUCCCUCUUGACGCAGGAGUUCUGGAGAAUGAGAGCUCUCUCAUGGAAAGUGGCAGAUCUACGGAGCCAAGAAAAUCUGAGGAGAGGCCGAAGAGACACGUCACUAAUAUUCAUAAGACAUUAGAACUACAAAACUGUGGAACACAAGCAAGUGUGAUAGAUUGUAAUCAGCAUUCCCCUACAUUUGAGGGUGUGUGUAAGUUGGCUGCUGAGUUAGUUCACAUAAAAGCCUUUCUUGCUGAAUGUAAUCAGCUUUUAAUGACCCUCGUGGAGUUUCACUUAAAAUCAUCUGUUCAAUCCCAGAGGGAAGCCUCGGCCUCUGUAUGGGUGAUCCCUUCAGUAAAAGCUCCUUCAGAAGUUGCCCCCUUAGUCCCACCUUCUUUUACCAGUGAGGCUACUAAGAAGGAAAAGAAAAAGAAAAAGGUUCCACCCAAGGCAAAAAAAACUAAGAAUUUGAAAAACUUAAAGACAAUAAGAGGCAAUAAGAUGAACUUUCAGAAAUUAUUUGCACUUUUGGGUCAACCUCAGCCACAGGCUAAGAGUAAAGAGGAUGUCCCCACCCAAGAAAUUUUAAAGAAGGACUCUCCGACACAGCUAGAGGUCGUUAUAUCAAAGAUGGAUUUUUCUGCCCUGGCCAUGCUGCAACAAAAAGAAUCAGCAAGGGGCCAAGAAAGAGAUUUCAGUGGAGAGGUAGCGGAACAUGAGGACCUAUCUAUGGAGGCUUUACCUAUUGACCAGCCAGACCCAUUAUAUCCUUACAAGUGGAAGUUAGUUUGGGUCCAACGUAAGAUUGUCCUCGAAAACUUCCCCAAGCCACCUGGCCUAUUGUCCCAACUUGAUCGGAAACUACAUUUAUUGGAGUUUUUAUCAUUCUGCGUCCCAAUUUCCCUCCAAAUGAGGGACAUAAUAGAGGUGGAAUAUCUAUAUUUUAACGGAAUUAAUGCACGAGCAGUAGUUUCCUUCUCUUCGACGAAGCUGCCCAAAGACCUUCUCUAUUUUAAACAGACUUUAAUAAGGCAAGGUGUUGUCAUUCGCCGAUAUUUUGAAAACAAAGCAUCACCUCACCUUUUGAUUCCUCGAAAGAUGCAACGUGACCCCCCCUCGCAAGCUUCAAAACCAAAUUCAAAGAGCUUGAGUGUUCAGCCCGCAUUGGAUCCUGCUGAACUUUACAUCUCAGGUGAUAAAGACAUUCCACAAGUAACUGACAGUUUAUUGGCCUCAGCCUUACAAGGCGUGCAACAGCCGACCAUUUGGCCUUUCGAUCCCCUUGACGAGGAUGAAAAGGCCUUGCUACAUUCGUUUUCCUCCCUCCCAUCCAGAGGCAGACUGGAGAUCUUAUCCAGAUUGGAUCAAAUGAAGCUCCACCUCGAGAAUAUCCAUCUGCAGUCAUCUAUGCCUCUAUCCUCAUCGGGUGGGGAAAAAAAUGGAAAGGGGUACAAACCUUCCCCCUUUACCAAUGGCCGCCCAGAAGCAGGAUCCAGUUUGGGGGAAAGUGGCCAAGCUGGGUGUAACUUUUGCCCGGCAGGGUCUGUGGAAACUACCCCUCCCCCUUUUUUAAAGAGAGUGCAGGUCAACUCUAUUUCUCCAGAUGCCUGGCAAAAGAUGAGGCAUUUAGAGGAAGGCGAAUUGGGCAACUUCCCCCCUCCAGCUGUGCCCCAGGUGGAGAGACGUCACCCUGUUCCUAUAUCCAUCAAGGCGAAGGCAUUAAGCUCUGCAAAGCUGGCUGAGCCAUGAGGAAGAAUGGACGAGGGAGUGGAGGGAUCCCUGUGCGCUGCUGGAACAAACUUGGGGGAAUGUGGUACACCGAGCCAGAAACCCCCAACUUCCCAUAUUAAGGCGAAUGGUUGCAUCUACUUUCCUGAGGAUGAUGACAUCACCGCGUCCCAAGAUUGACUUCUUUCAAUUCUUUCUUGGAACAUAAUGGGAUGGGACAAUAAAUUUUACGGCACAGAAUGGGUAUCUUAUUUGCAAAAAUAUAAGAUCAUUUGCCUCCAGGAAACAUGGGUGUCCUCUGAGAAAGUUCCGUUCCUCCAAGGAUAUCGAGCUUUUUCCAGC
Rhineura floridana is the source of this 2388-nucleotide messenger RNA. RefSeq lists its product as uncharacterized. The transcript has 2 exons. NCBI's taxonomy places the organism in Eukaryota, Metazoa, Chordata, Lepidosauria, Squamata, Rhineuridae. Bases 22 to 2067 code for a protein of 681 amino acids. The record is from RefSeq and is a predicted model, not a curated record.